CCUUCAUUUCUUUUUACAAAGCUGCCGUCUGCCCUCUUUUUUUGACGGCGCCAGUUUUAUCCAUUUCUUAUUAAUUAAUCAGUAAUCAUGCUAAUAAAACAGAUGUGUAAAAGACCCAAAUGCCCUUGAGGAUAUGUAUUGGCACUUGCAGACUCCAGGCUGGGCCGAUUCCCAUCUCUCCACCACUGUUCCCCAUCUCUCCACCGCUCGACGUGAGUGACAGGCCACGAACCCUAGUUUGUGGCGGCGUGUACUCCAUGGCCGGCGAUCCCUCCAUGGCUGGCGGUCCCUCCAAGGUCGGCGGCGAUCCCUCCAUGGCCGGCGGCAAGGAAUCCCUGGACAACGGCGAGGAAUCCAUGGACGGCAGCUCCUCCCUUCCUGGCGACGCGGCGAGGCCUCCACGCGCCGGCGGCGAGGAAUCCCUGGGCUGCGGCUCCGAGUGUAUCUUCUCCACAAGCGAUGCUCGAAGCCUGGGACCUAGCGGUGCGGCGAUACAUGGUGUAACAGGCCACGCUCAGUGCCCUCCCAAUGAUGACUCUCUGGUCCGUGGCGGCUCAAUGAGCAGCGAACACUCCAUGAUGGUUCUCAGUAAUGGAGGUGAGCAGAGGAACAAAGGGAUCCCUCGGACAUUUUGCAUUAAAUUGAAACUUGUUGUCACAAUUCGCUCAUAUUUUGCCACGCCGGAUGGGGAGCCAAAGAGAUAUUACCCACGUAGAACAUUAAGACCACUUGCUGUUGACACCAAAUUUAGUCUAUUACAAUUGGUAGACUUUAUAGGUGAGACAUUCAUAUGGGGUUCUAAGCAAUAUUUAAAGUUGUGGCGUUGUUUGGAUGAUGAUUUCGUAGAGAUAAAAACUGACGAGGACUUGUUACAAUGGUUUGAAGUCAAUAUGCAAAAGGGAGUAGUGCGUAUUGAAGGGGAGGUUCAUGAUUUUGAGGGACCUUUGUUGUUUUCACCUACAAAACGUAGGUUCCACCCAAAAGUGAGGAGUAGAGUGGUAAAUGGGGAGCCUACAUUAAACAUCAGUGACCCGUUAAGAUCAAAGAGGAGAGUUGCACAUGAUGACUCUGACACGGAAUCACUGAAGGCACUAAGUGAUAGCAGCUAUGAUAGUGAUUUAGCCGCAUCCUCCGACUCUGAUCUUGAUUUUUCUGACUCUGAAUAUGAUCCUGAUGCUGAAAUAUUGGAUGAAGAUGAAGAUGAUGAUAUCCCUACCUUUGCAUAUGAUGUGGAUAAUCCUUGUAUUGAUAAGGAUGUGAUGUUCCCAGAUGUGGAUGCAUGCAAGUCUGCAGUAACUCAUCAUGCUAUUUUACAUGAUUAUGCUUAUGAGACACCUACAUGGGUAGCCGAAAGAAUAGUUGAUUGGUUAAGGGAGACACCUACACUUGGGCCUAAAAUGUUGCAGUAGGAACUUCUAAAGAAGUACAAGAUGGAUAUCCCAUACGAUAGAGUUUUUAGAGGUAAAGAGAAGGCUCUUGACAUGAUAUAUGGAGCAUGGGAUGAUAGCUAUGACUUACUUCCUACAUAUAGAGAUGAGCUUUGUAGAGCAAUGCCUGGCAGUGUUGUUGAGUUAGAUACAGAAGAUCAUAAGGGAGACAUGUGUUUUAAAAGAUUCUUUGUUGCUUUGAAACCAUGUAUUGAUGGAUUUUUACAAGGAUGUAGACCGUACAUUGCUAUGGAUUCCACUCACUUGACAGGAAGAUCAAGAGGGCAACUAGCAGCUGCUGUUGCAGUGGACGGCCAUAACUGGCUUUUUCCAGUGGCUUUUGGAGUGAUUGAGACAGAAUCGAUUGAAAGUUGGACAUGGUUUGUCCAAAACUUGAAGCAAUCAAUUGGUACUCCUAUGGGAUUGGUUAUUAGUACAGAUGCAGGCAAGGGGAUAGGGGCUGCUGUAGAUGUUGUGUACCCAGGAGUGGAACACAGAGAGUGUAUGAGACAUCUAUGGAAGAAUAUGAAGAAGAAGUAUUUUGGCCCUUUGUUUUCUCAGAAUAUGUGGGCAGCUGCUAAGGCUUGUACAAGUGACAAGUUCGACUACCACAUGAGAAAGAUAGAGGAGAAGAGUCCUAAUGCGAUAGCCUGGCUAGAUGAAAAUCAUCCAUAUGUGUGGUCCAGAAGCAAAUUUGGAGAUGGUUGCAAGGUAGAUUACAUCAAUAACAACCUUUCUGAAUCUUUCAAUAGUUGGGUAUCCAAAACCAAAUCAUUUCAUAUUGUUGACAUGCUUGAUAAAAUAAGACAGAUGAUUAUUAGCAAAUUUGAUUUGAGACGCAAAAUUGGUAGGGAAAUGAAGGGUAGGAUAAUCCCAUCUAUUAUUAGUACUCUCAAUGAUCAUAGCAAGGCAAUCAAGGAUCAUGAGGUGUUAAGAUGUGGAGAUGGCACAGCUGAAGUGACUUUUUCCACCAUUAGACACUCAGUUAGUUUAGAACAAAUGGCAUGUAGUUGUAGAUCUUGGCAAGUGACUGGAAAACCAUGCAGUCAUGCUCUAGCUUUCAUUGCAACACACAGUAGGGAUUUGGAGAUGGAUGAUUAUGUCCAUGAGUUUUACUCAGUGGAGAUGUUUAGAAAAGCAUAUGAAGGUGUUUUCCCUCCGAUGACAUCGAAGCAUCUUUGGUCACGGGUGGAUUUAGGCUAUAAAAUUAAGAAGCCUAAGUUAAGAAGAAAACCAGGAAGGCCAAGAGUAGCCAGGAUAAAGGCAUCCGGGGAGCCAGGCAAGAAGAAGAAAAGAGAGUGUCCUGAAUGUCAUGAAUUAGGCCAUACUGCUAAGUAUUGUCAAGGUGGUCCUACGGCUAGUCAAAAGAAGAUGAGGCUGUCAUCAAAUGAUCCCAAUGCUUUUGCAUCUACAUCCAAUGCAACUGCUGCUGUAGCUGAUACUGCUAAUGGUGGAGGAGAACCAACUACUACAAGAGGUAGAGGUAGGGGAAGAGGACGAGGAAGAGGAGGGGGAGGAAGAAGAGGAAGAGGGAGGAUUGCUGAAUGGUUUGGUCUUUGAAAGUGAUCUAUUUGCUAUGUAAAAACGCCAUGAAAACUUGUGAAGUGUUGUGUUUUGCCAUGUAAACAUUAGUGUUGCUGACAUUAGUGCUGAAUUUUGGUAUGACAUUAGUGCUGCUGAAAUCGUGUUUUGGAAUGACAUUAAUGCUACUGAAAUCAUGUGCUGCUGAAUUUUUUUGUGCUGCUGGAA
This is a messenger RNA of Zea mays, 3176 nucleotides long. RefSeq lists its product as uncharacterized. Gene Ontology annotation, biological process: DNA transposition. The transcript is spliced from 4 exons. The coding region runs from base 120 to 1409 and encodes 429 amino acids. NCBI's taxonomy places the organism in Eukaryota, Viridiplantae, Streptophyta, Magnoliopsida, Poales, Poaceae. The record is from RefSeq and is a predicted model, not a curated record. Gene Ontology annotation, molecular function: transposase activity; DNA binding; zinc ion binding.